Messenger RNA from Arvicola amphibius (Eurasian water vole), 1877 nucleotides. It is a transcript of the gene Nipsnap1, whose product is annotated as nipsnap homolog 1. The record is from RefSeq and is a predicted model, not a curated record. Bases 49 to 903 code for a protein of 284 amino acids. Gene Ontology annotation, cellular component: mitochondrion. The transcript has 10 exons. NCBI's taxonomy places the organism in Eukaryota, Metazoa, Chordata, Mammalia, Rodentia, Cricetidae.
CUCCACCGGGCUGGGGCGUGGCCUUCCUGCGACCUGCUCUGGUCCAACAUGGCUCCGCGGUUGUGCAUCAUCUCUGCUGCGGUACGGCGGCUGCUGGGGAAGCAGGGACCCCGCGCUGGGGAUCUCGCGGCUGCGGCUGCUGUGCGCUUCUAUUCCAAGGACAGUGAAGGCAGCUGGUUCCGCUCCCUCUUUGUUCACAAGGUGGAUCCUCGGAAGGAUGCCCACUCCACUCUGCUGUCCAAAAAGGAGACUAGUAAUCUCUACAAGAUCCAGUUUCACAAUGUGAAGCCCGAAUGUCUGGAUGCCUACAACAGUUUGACGGAGGCUGUGCUGCCUAAGCUGCACCUGGAUGAGGACUACCCCUGCUCGCUUGUGGGCAACUGGAACACAUGGUAUGGGGAGCAGGACCAGGCAGUGCACCUAUGGCGGUUCUCAGGUGGCUAUCCAGCCCUCAUGGACUGCAUGAACAAGCUAAAAAACAACAAGGAGUACCUGGAGUUCCGAAAGGAACGGAGCAAGAUGCUGCUGUCCAGGAGAAACCAGUUGCUUCUGGAGUUCAGCUUCUGGAAUGAACCACAGCCCAGAGCUGGUCCCAACAUCUAUGAACUGAGGACAUACAAGCUCAAGCCAGGAACCAUGAUUGAGUGGGGAAACAACUGGGCUCGGGCCAUCAAGUACCGUCAAGAGAACCAGGAGGCAGUGGGAGGCUUCUUUUCACAAAUAGGAGAGCUCUACGUGGUGCACCACCUGUGGGCCUACAAAGAUCUGCAGUCUCGGGAGGAGACUCGAAAUGCGGCCUGGAGGAAGAGGGGCUGGGAUGAAAACGUCUACUAUACAGUCCCCUUGGUUCGACACAUGGAGUCACGAAUCAUGAUCCCUCUGAAGAUUUCCCCUCUCCAGUGAGGCUGGCCCUGCCUCCACCUCCUUCCUUUCCUUCUUUGGAUCAACCUGGAACAGAGGAACUUCUAGGCCUGCUGGCAUAGUUUUCUCUCAGCUUUGGAAGAAUUCUGCUGAGUUGUGUUCAGCUUGGAAAAGCUGUUUCCUGAGAACUUACAGUUCUGUCUGUACCUGCCCCACCUCUCUCCCAGGCCGGAAGACAUUUCAAAUUCCCGUAAUGAAGAAUAGCAACCUUUUAGCCAUUCACUCAUUUCCCCGAGACUCCUCGUCUCCAGGCCGUCAAGUCCCCAGCUAACACUGUGGACACGGCUUAGUUUCCUAACAGGUGGCAUAACUCGUAGUUAAGAGGUGGGGUGUGAUAUCAAACCAGGUAUGGCCUCCAGGAACUCCCUGGUCUCUACUCGUUAAAAAAGCAAGUCUGAGCCUUAACAAUGUGGAACUGCCAUAAACUCUGAAGUCAUCGAAGUCAGGAGGAGACCCAGAAUUCUGAGAGGGGCUGGGAAAAGGAUAGAAGGGAGGGAGGAAGACUUAGGUACGUGAGACAGACUUGAAGCAGGAACCCAGGAGCUGGAACAUAGGACUCAGCUUUUGGGUUUGAAACACAGAAUUGAAAGAGACCAGAGAUGACAGAACUCCUUAGGGAGAAGGCCCUAAGACAGAUGGAGAGGCUUAGCCAUUCUUUCCUAUAAUGCAGUUAAAACUGGAAUUUGUGUUCCAGCUCUUCUGUACUUUCUCCUUCCUCCAGGCAAAAAUACAGCUUGAGACCUAUAUUCCCAUCUUGAAUUUCUUCCCCAAGUUGACAUUCUGUCAGCCAAACCCUUGUUUUACAGAACCACCAGGCCUGAGGAAUGGGUUCAGUGAUUCUGGGGUCUCCUCAGUGACCCCCUUACCUCAUGAACCCCAGCUUAGCAUGGUUUUGUUACUGUACCACGGAAAUGUGCUGGGAUAGUUGAUGGAACCAAAUUAAAUAUUUACUGUAA